AUGUAUAUGGCUAAUGUUGAUGAUGUAAGCUACAGACUGGUUGCACUUUAUACGCCAUUAAGAGAUGAUGGAGUUGAGGGGCAAUCUGUGUCAACAGAGCUGAUUGCAGUUGAGCCUGAUGUUCUUAAAGAAGUGAAGCAGAUGCUUGAUCUUGGAUCUGUGAAAUUUGAGGCACUGUGCAACAAGGAUCGAUCUUCUAAAAAGGCACUUUUCUUAGUAUUCUUCCUGAUUUACUACACGGCUUUUGUAUUAUCAAGAAAGGCAGAAAACAAUCGAAAGAGGAUCAAGGUUGUGAUUUCAUUCCCAACAACGGAAAUUCGUGGAACUUAUGCUCCUCCUUUUCAUGUAGAGCUGUUCAGAGACGAUCAACAUGGUCUUAAAAUUGUUGUAGACAGUGAAAACGAAGUGGACUUAAUGGUGCAGACGAGGCACCUGCGUGAUGUCAUUGUCCUAGUCAUCCAAGGCCUUGCUCAGAGAUUCAACAGUACAUCGCUUAAUACUCUCCUCAAAAUAGACACAUAA
Molecule: messenger RNA, 522 nt
Organism: Fraxinus pennsylvanica
Lineage: Eukaryota; Viridiplantae; Streptophyta; Magnoliopsida; Lamiales; Oleaceae
Source: the annotation of a GenBank genome assembly